Molecule: messenger RNA, 1961 nt
Organism: Lactuca saligna
Lineage: Eukaryota; Viridiplantae; Streptophyta; Magnoliopsida; Asterales; Asteraceae
Source: the annotation of a GenBank genome assembly
CAUCAUCUCCCCUCCUUCCACCCGUUUACUUCACAUUUUCUUAAUAAUUGUCCUAUUGUCACUGUAUAUUCUCAACCUUAUAUGUAUGUAUUUAAUAAUCAACCUCAAUGAAUUUAAUCUUUAUUCCGACAAAACCCUUGUCAAAUAUGCGAUUUUGAUUCACUUUGGUUGAGUUCCAAGACAUGGGUGCCUGUUUGUCAACCACCAAGAUCAGUGGCUCCAGUAGCACCACCCCCUCCAACGCCGACCACCGCCGCACCGGCAAGCAUAAUGAAGGUGGGUCUAAUGUCAAAUCCCAUACACCCACGGAGAUCCAUAGGAAUCAAAAACAAAAACAGAAGACCCAGCAGCAAAAUAAUCAUAAAAACAAGAGGAAAGAAAAGUCUACUUCAAGAAAAGGGGUGAUUCCAUGUGGGAAAACUACAGAUUUUGGGUAUCUUAAGGAUUUUGAUAGUAACUAUUCGACUGGGAAAUUGUUGGGUCAUGGUCAAUUUGGGUACACCUACGUUGCUAUAGAUAAAUCUAAUGGAGAUCGUGUAGCUGUCAAGAAAAUUGACAAAAAUAAGAUGAUCCUUCCGAUUGCUGUCGAAGAUGUUAAGAGAGAAGUGAAGAUAUUGCAAGCAUUAAGUGGUCACGAAAAUGUGGUUCAGUUUCAUAACGCAUAUGAAGAUAGCUCCUACGUAUACAUAGUUAUGGAGUUAUGCGAGGGUGGGGAGUUGCUGGACAGAAUUUUAGGAAAGAAAGAUAGUCGUUACUCUGAGAAAGAUGCAGCAAUUGUCGUAAGGCAAAUGCUCAAAGUUGCUGCUGAAUGCCAUUUACACGGUUUAGUACACCGUGACAUGAAACCAGAGAACUUUCUUUUCAAGUCGAAGAAAGACGAUUCACACUUAAAGGCUACAGAUUUCGGUCUAUCGGACUUCAUAAGGCCAGGAAGGAAGUUUACUGAUAUAGUUGGAAGUGCAUAUUAUGUUGCACCCGAAGUAUUGAAACGAAAAUCAGGGCCUGAAUCCGAUGUUUGGAGUAUAGGAGUGAUCACAUACAUUUUACUUUGUGGGCGUCGCCCCUUUUGGGAUAAAACUGAAGAUGGGAUUUUCAAAGAGGUUUUAAAAAACAAACCUGACUUUAAACGCAAACCAUGGCCAAACAUCAGCGCGAGUGCUAAAGAUUUGAUCAAGAAAUUGCUCGUCAAAGAUCCUCGUGCAAGAUUUACUGCUGCUCAAGCCCUAUCACACCCAUGGGUUCGAGAAGAUGGAAAUGCUUCUGAAAUUCCUCUUGACAUUUCCGUUUUAUCCAACAUGCGCAAAUUUGUGAAAUACAGUCGCCUAAAACAGUUUGCUCUAAGGGCUUUAGCUAGCACGCUUGAUGAAGAGGAGAUAUCGGAUCUUAGAGAUCAGUUUCAUGCGAUUGAUAUAGAUAAAAAUGGUGCUAUUAGUCUCGAGGAAAUGAGAGAGGCCCUUGCUAAAGACCUUCCAUGGAAGAUGAAAGACUCACGUGUUUCAGAGAUUCUAGAAGCUAUAGAUGGUAACACAGAUGGGCUUGUAAAUUUCACGGAGUUUGUUGCAGCCACUCUCCAUGUUCAUCAAUUGGAAGAACACAACUCUGAAAAAUGGCAACAUUUGUCAAAGGCUGCGUUUGAGAAAUUUGAUGUUGAUAAAGAUGGAUAUAUAACUCCAGAAGAACUCAGAAUGCAUACGGGCUUAAAGGGUUCAGUUGAUCCACUUUUGGAAGAGGCUGAUAUUGAUAAAGACGGUAAAAUUAGUUUGUUGGAGUUUCGUAGACUUUUAAGAACCGCAAGCAUCAGUCCACGCCCACGGCCCAACCACCACCACCACCACCACAACAGCAACAACAUCAACAACAACAACAACAUCAUCAACAACAACAACAGUAUCCCAGUCCCAUCAAGUCACGGGGUAGGGGUGAGGUUAGAUGUAGACGGUCACACCAGUACCCAAGGGUAG